Molecule: messenger RNA, 900 nt
Organism: Funneliformis mosseae
Lineage: Eukaryota; Fungi; Glomeromycota; Glomeromycetes; Glomerales; Glomeraceae
Source: the annotation of a GenBank genome assembly
AUGAAAACACGAUCUAUACUUCCUUCUCAAAUUAAAAAUAAAGUUAAAAGAGAAGAAAUCCAUGCCAAACAAAAUCAGGAGAAAUCUCGCCGAAAAAUGGAGCUUAGGCUUCAACGGCGGAAGGAGGAAGCCGAGGAUCCAACUAAAAAAGAGGAACGUUUAGCAAAGAAUGUUCCUAAAACACUUGAAAACACACGAGAAUUCGAUGAGACAAUAGUAGAACCCGAAGAUACAGAAAUAUUGGAAGAUGAAAAAACAGAUGAAUUUUCCCUAUAUUUUAAAGAGGGCGUAUCACCAAAAAUGCUUAUUACUACUAGUAAAAGGCCAUCAAAAUCUGUAUAUGAAUUUGCUUCUGAAUUAAUUGAUGUAUUUCCAAAUAGUAAAUUCGUUAAAAGGGAAAGUAAAUUUUCAUUUAAACAAAUUAUUGAAUUUUGUACGAAUAGAGAUUAUACAGAUUUAAUGGUCGUUAAUGAAGAUAAAAAAGUUCCAAACGCUAUUACUUUGAUACAUUUACCAAAUGGACCUACUGCAUACUUCAAAUUAACCAGUAUCAAAUUGAAUCACAAUAUUCAAGGUCAUGGAAGAUCAUCGUGUCAUAAACCUGAACUUAUUUUAAACAAUUUUAAUACAAGAUUGGGUCAUACAAUUGGAAGAUGGCUUCAAGCAUUAUUUCCUCAUGUACCGGAAUUUAAAGGAAGACAAGUUGCUACCUUUCAUAAUCAAAGAGAUUUUAUAUUUUUUAGGCGACAUAGUAAGGAUAAAGCAGAAUUACAGGAACUUGGACCAAGAUUUACAUUAAAGCUUAAAUGGUUACAAAAAGAUACUUUUGAUAAAAAUGGAGAAUAUGAAUGGAUGUUUAAGCCGGAAUUGGAAACAAGCAGACGACGAUUUUUCUUGUAA